Molecule: messenger RNA, 1227 nt
Organism: Gilbertella persicaria
Lineage: Eukaryota; Fungi; Mucoromycota; Mucoromycetes; Mucorales; Choanephoraceae
Product: fructose-bisphosphate aldolase, class II
Exons: 4
Coding region: 1-1077 (358 amino acids)
Biological process (GO): gluconeogenesis; glycolytic process
Cellular component (GO): cytosol
Molecular function (GO): zinc ion binding; fructose-bisphosphate aldolase activity
Source: RefSeq, a predicted model, not a curated record
AUGGGUCUUCUCGAUAUUGUUCCUACUGGUGUCAUUACUGGUCAAGAUGUCUUAAAGGUUUUCGAAUAUGCUCGUGAACAUAACUUUGCUAUUCCUGCCAUCAACUGUACUUCUACUAGUACCGUUAACGCUGCUCUUGAAGCUGCUCGUGAUAUUAAGUCCCCCCUUAUCAUCCAAUUUUCUCAAGGUGGUUCUGCCUACUUUGCUGGUAAGGCAUUAGACAACAAGAAUCAAGAAGCUUCCAUUAUUGGUGCUGUUGCUGGUGCCCAGUACGUUCGUUCUGUUGCUAAAGCCUAUGGUAUUCCAGUUAUUGUUCACUCUGAUCACUGUGCCAAGAAGCUCUUGCCUUGGUUCGAUGGUAUGCUCGCUGCUGAUGAAGACUACUUCAAGGCACACGGUGAACCUCUCUUCUCUUCUCACAUGUUGGAUCUCUCUGAAGAAUCUAAGGAAGAAAACAUUGAAAUCUGUCUCAAGUACCUUAAGCGUAUGGCUGCCAUUAACUGCUGGCUUGAAAUGGAAAUUGGUAUCACAGGUGGUGAAGAAGAUGGUGUCGACAACUCUGGUGUCGACAAUGCUGCUCUCUAUACCCAACCCGAAGAUAUCUGGGAUAUUUACAAGGCUUUCAAGGAAGUUUCUAACCUUUUCUCCAUUGCUGCUGGUUUCGGUAACGUUCAUGGUGUCUAUGCUCCUGGUAAUGUCAAGCUUCACCCUGAACUUUUGGGUAAGCACCAAGCUUACGUCAAGGAACAACUCAAGAACGAUGAUGUUAAGCCCGUCUUCUUUGUCUUCCAUGGUGGUUCUGGCUCCACUGAACAAGAUAUUGCUGAAGCUGUACAUAAUGGUGUUGUCAAGAUGAACGUUGACACUGAUACUCAAUGGGCUUACUGGGAAGGUCUCAAAAAUUACUAUGAAAGCAAGAGGGAUUAUCUUCAAACUCAAGUUGGUAACCCCGAAGGUGAAGGCAAGCCCAACAAGAAGUUCUAUGAUCCCCGUGUCUUUGUCCGUGAAGCCGAAAAGAGCAUGGUUAAGAGAGUUCAACAAGCAUGCAAGGACUUGGGUAAUGUCAACAGAUUGUAAAUAAAUUCCUUUUUUUAAACUAAAAUAUUGUGCUAAAAUGGCGUUCAUUCUAAUGAAAAAAAAAAUUCACACAUGUGUAUUAGUUCUUUUAAGCGUAAACAGAGUGAGCAUAUGAUGCAUAUAUAUUUAGAAUAAAGAAAAACUUGUUUA